Messenger RNA from Nerophis lumbriciformis (worm pipefish), 1395 nucleotides. The record is from RefSeq and is a predicted model, not a curated record. Lineage: Eukaryota; Metazoa; Chordata; Actinopteri; Syngnathiformes; Syngnathidae.
AUGACGCAGUCUGUUGUUGUUCAAGUCGGACAGUGUGGAAACCAGAUUGGUUGUCGUUUUUGGGAACUCGCUUUGCAAGAGUAUGCCCAUUUCAACAAAAAACGCCUGUAUGACGAUGCCACUGGCGCAUUUUUCCAUAAUGUGGAUUUAACCAGCCGUAAUAAGGGAGUCUACUGUUCAAAUAAUGGAGUAGUCCAGUUGCUGAAAGCUAGAGCAGUGCUCUUGGACAUGGAGGAGCGUGUCAUCAGCCAGAUGAUGAAAGGCUCUUUGAGGGACGUGUUUGACCACACUCAGGUCCUCACCGGAAUGUCAGGUGCGGGCAACAACUGGGCAGUCGGAUACAUGAUGUAUGGCUUAAACUACAAGGACAAGAUAGUGGAGCAGCUGAGGAAGGCGGCCGAACAGUGUGACUGUCUGCAAUCUUUUUUUCUCAUCCACUCUACGGGAGGCGGUACAGGUUCGGGGCUCGGGACCAGAGUACUCAGUCUCCUCAAGGAUGAAUUCCCUGAGGUGUGUCGCAUAGUCACACCAGUCUUUCCGUCUGUGAACGAUGAUGUCGUGGUAUCCCCUUACAACACCGCGCUGGCCUUGAGAGAGCUGACGGAGAACGCCGACUGUGUCCUGCCGGUUGAAAACCAGUCACUGGAGGACAUUUUGAACAUGCAACGAUCAUCCCGUGCCGGCAGAAGACGGCCAACGAUGAACAGGCUAAUCGGGUCAGAGUACUCUCUUGAUGCCAGGAAUGAAAUUGUUGCUAACAUGUUACUUAAUCUUACCAGCGCUGCCCGUUUUGACGGGUCCCUCAACAUGGAUCUGAAUGAAAUCGCCAUGAACCUGGUUCCUUUCCCUCAAAUGCACUACUUGGUUCCAAGUCUCAGUCCCCUCUACACACUGGCAGAUGUAGGCGCCCCGAGCAAAAGAAUGAAUCAGCUCUUCAACAACGCCUUCUCUAGGAGCCACCAAUUAAUCAAAGCGGAUCCAAAGCACAGCCUCUACCUUGCCUGUUCCCUCGUGGCUAGAGGAAACGUUCAAGUUUCGGACCUACGCAGGAAUAUUGAUAGAUUAAAGCCUUCGUUGCACUUUGUGUCAUGGAACCCAGAAGGCUGGAAGACCAGUCUGUGCUCCGUACCCCCCGUCGGACACUCGCAAUCAUUAUUGGUCCUGGCUAACAACACUGCUGUAAAGUCCACAUUCAUGGAAUUGAGGGAACAAUUCAUCAAGCUUUACAGGAACAAGGCACACUUGCAUCAUUACCUGCAAGUAGACGGCAUGGAGCAGAGUUUAUUCUCGGAAGCUGUAACAAGUCUUGACUCUUUGAUUGAGGAGUAUCAUUGUUUGGAUGUCGAAGCAAGGAAAUUAAUACCGGAUGCGCCGAGAAUAAAGAUUGCUAAAUAG